Molecule: messenger RNA, 2959 nt
Organism: Monodelphis domestica (gray short-tailed opossum)
Lineage: Eukaryota; Metazoa; Chordata; Mammalia; Didelphimorphia; Didelphidae
Gene: HOXC11
Product: homeobox C11
Biological process (GO): regulation of transcription by RNA polymerase II; anatomical structure development
Cellular component (GO): nucleus
Molecular function (GO): DNA-binding transcription factor activity, RNA polymerase II-specific; RNA polymerase II cis-regulatory region sequence-specific DNA binding
Source: RefSeq, a predicted model, not a curated record
CGCUCCCUGGAAUGGAGAAGAGGGGAGUGACGAGAGAACAGGAAUACAAAUCUGCAAUUGAUUUUCAUAAUGUUUCUGCGGUGUUCUCAAACCAAUCGCCUGAACCUCCCCGGUCUUACCUAAGAGAGAACCCCUCCUACGUCUCUGAAGUGCUCCGAACUGAUAUAUGACAAUAUCUACUUUGGAUCACGUGCUCGGGGAGAGAGACUAAGACGGAUAACGCGUCAUCUCGCCUUCCCAAAAUUUUCCCCCCUCGCUAGACUGGGUCCAAAACCUCCAUCUAGAGCAGGCGGAAAAGGAGAACGAUGUUUAACUCGGUUAACCUGGGUAACUUCUGCUCGCCGUCGCGCAAAGAGAGGGGCGCUGAUUUCGGCGAAAGAGGGAGCUGCGCCUCCAAUCUCUAUCUGCCCAGCUGCACUUACUACGUGCCCGAGUUCUCUACCGUCUCUUCUUUCCUGCCCCAGGCCCCUUCUCGCCAGAUCUCCUACCCUUACUCCACCCAAGUGCCCCCAGUCCGGGAGGUCUCCUAUGGCCUGGAGACCUCGGGGAAAUGGCAUCACAGGAACAGCUACUCUUCCUGCUACGCUGCGGACGAGCUCAUGCACAGGGAAUGCCUCCCUCCUUCCACCGUGACCGAGAUCCUCAUGAAAAACGAAGGCUCCUACGGCAGCCAUCACCACCCCAGCGCCCCCCACCCGGGCCCCGGCUUCUAUUCGUCAGUCAACAAGAACAGCGUCCUGCCUCAAGCCUUCGACCGAUUCUUCGACAAUGCCUACUGUGGGAGCGACGGGCCGGCCGAGCCCCCAUGCGUGGGCAAGGGAGAAGGCAAGGGAGAACCCGAUCCCCCCCAGCCCGGGGUCCUAGCUCCCCGGCCGGAGUCCGGAGGAGACCCGGAGGACGAGGAGGAGAACACUAACCCCAGCUCAUCCGGCUCGUCCCACUCCGCCAGCAAAGAGGCUAGCAAGGGAACCAGUUCCAGUAGACGCCCCCCGGACCCGAAAGAAGCGCUGCCCUUAUUCGAAAUUCCAGAUCCGGGAACUGGAGAGAGAAUUUUUCUUCAACGUCUAUAUCAACAAAGAAAAGCGGCUGCAGCUGUCCCGGAUGCUGAACCUGACAGACCGACAGGUGAAGAUUUGGUUUCAGAACAGAAGAAUGAAAGAGAAAAAACUAAGCAGAGACCGGCUGCAGUAUUUCUCUGGGAACCCUCUACUGUAAACCUUGGACUGGGCUCUACUGUAAACCUUGGACUGGGAGGGGGAGGUCAGGGGAGGGAAGAAGGUGUAAGGUUAUUUUAUUUUAUUUUAUUAUUUUAUUAUUUUUAUUUUAUUUUAUUUUUUUCUAACUGGUCUUCUCUCUGCGAGUAGAAAACUGGACUAUGUCAGCCGAUGGGGGGCUGUGGGGCUCCCCAGUUUUCCCACCCCUUCCUCCAGUCUCUCCCCAGAGCUAUCUGUCUCCACAUUUGGUCUGUGACUUUCACUGUGGAUGUCAGGGACUAUGUGUAUUGGGGGUGGGUGGGUGGAGAUGACCAGUGGAAAUCCUCUCUGGCCAAAAUGAAAACUCUUUAUUUAAAAAAGAAAGGAAAGCAAAACCACACAAGACAACAAUUUACUGGAAUAGUUGGAUUUGGACGGGUAAGAGCAAAGGGGUGGUGGGCAUCAGAGUCUAACCUGCUACUAGAAAUGAUGCCUUUCUCCAUUCCCAGUGAGCAAAAACCUGGUAGCUUCCCCUGCCUGAGAACUAGAGAGCCCGGAGCCUCCCCCAGCCCUUUCCCAAUUUCUUUCCACCUCCUAAGGGGGUGGGGUGGGGGAGCAGCAACUCGACCCUGCCAUGGUGUGAAAUUCAUGUACCUUCGAUUUGGUGUUAGGUGUGCAGAGUUCGUGUCCUACCUCCGUCUGCACCUAGGUGCACAGCUGUGAACCUACGGAGCUGUCUUCUCCUAUACAGAUGUUGAGCCCUCUUUUCUGGUGCGAGAUUCCUGACAUUUUCUCCCGACCCCUCCUUUCUCCCUGCACCCUCCCUCCCCCCAUCCCGUCUUUUACAUCUCUAUCUAUAGUCUAUGCAGUUGUUACCUCUUUUUUUUUUUUAAGGAAAAAAUGGGGAGGUGUAGGAGAGGGAAAAAAAAGGAAAGCUGGGGAGGGUAAGUUCAACACUUUCCCCAAAUUUCCCCCGGAUUUUUGUAAAUACAUUUCACAAGCAAUUCUCUUUCCCUUUGCCCCCCUCCCCACACAUGUCGGGGAGAAGAAAAAAGAAAAACGAAAAGUCCAAGAACCCAUUCUUUGUAUGUAUGCGUGUGCGUGUGCGUACGUGUGUGCAAUUCCCACCCAUCCCCAUGGGGGGGAUUUCUGUGAAUUUUUGUGGAAAAUAAAAAGAUUCCAUUCUGUUCAAAAUGAUUUCAUUUAACCCUUUCAUUAGGCUUUCCACUUCUCCAAGUUCUCAGUGUGGCAACCACUCCAUGUAUGGCACAAGAGACACCAGAUCCAGGCAUUUCCGGAUGGGAAGGGGGAAGAAAGGCUGUGGAGGGUGGGAGACUAGAGGCGAGAGACGAGAGAUGCGUGGGAUGUGUGUGUAAUCAGUCAUUCCUGUAUGCUUGGGCACUCUCUGCCCUCUGUGUGCGCGCCUGGGGAUGAGUGGAUGUGUGUAGCUUCCUUUUCAGGCGGAGGAAACGGAGACUCCAUUUUCCCUCCUAAUCCUCUUCUUUCUCAUGUGCACUCGGGGCCUGCUCCAAACUGCCAGCAACGUUGUGCUUUUAAGCGCAUGUUUGUUGUGGAGUUAAUUGUAACCAUCAUCGAAUUGAAAUUUAUAGGAAUUUUCUUGGCUCCGCCGCCCUCCCUCCAGAUGUCUCCGUCUGUCGCACUUAAAUUUGCAGGGUUUCCUCCACCCCCUUCACGAGAAGACUGUAUUGGAAUUUUUAUAUAUGGUGAUUAUUGGGCGAGGGAGUGAGGGAGGGAGAAGGGGGGGA